GUUCUAUGUGCUAAUUCCCUUUCCCUCCUCACUCACUCACUCACUCACUCUUAUCUUCUUCUUUCUUUUUCUUCAUCCUUCUUCUCUUCUCUCCCACCAUUCACACAACACAACCUUCUUCUUUCUUUUCUUUCUCUGUUCUCACUCAACUCACUCAUUCUUGUUUCACAUUAUGAGAUGUUGAGUUCAACUUUUAAUGUUGCACUUCCUUUCAGCUUCCAACUAAAGACUAACAAACCAGUUGCAGCAGCAUAGCUUCAUGUUCUCUGUUUCUUAUCCUCUGCAACCCUGUUUUCUUCCUUUUGAAGCUUAAUUAUCAUGUGUAGUGCCUGGUGCGCCUGGGAUUGAAGAUCUGCAAUUGAAGCAUGGUGUUGGUGACAUGCUAUGUAAUGGUUAUGUUACUGCUGCGUAACAAUUAGUUCAUUUCAGGAGCAAUCUUAAGUUCCAAACUCAGCAGCAACCACCAAUUUGUGACUUCUAGGAGGGAAUGAGAAGAGUUCAGACAGUAUUUGUCUCAUUUAGUUAACAACAUAGACUGUGUUUCAUGGUUCAUAGUUUACGGUUACGGUUUUUACUUAUAGUCUGCCUAAAAUUAUGACAACUUACUACCCAUGUUCAAGUAAUCAAAGGGGUGCGGUGCCUAUGCUGUGUCUUAGGGAGCCUUUGCAUAAUUCGUAUCCGGAGACACCAAUUUUGCCAAGCAAUAUGACACUGUUGUAUAUGAACUCUGGUUCAUAUUCUGAAGCAUUACCUGGAAAUUCUCAGCAGCAAAGCAAUUGCUUUGUGGUUCCAUCAAAUUCCACCGCUGAGCAGCAAGAAAUAUUGGCUAAUAUUGGUGGAUACCAAAUUGGGGUUCAUGAUUUCGGUAGAAGUGAGAUGUUGGUAAGACAAUCUAUGGAUGGACAGAACUUGCAGGGGCAGGGAUUAUCUCUAAGCCUUGGAACCCACAUGCCCUCAGGAAUUCAACUGCCUUCUGUCCAUGAUAGGAAUCAUUGCUCAAAUUUUGAUUCGUUCUUGGGUGGAAAUCCAUCGCUUUCAGCCAACGAGGUCUACCAAAAUGGAUCUUCUAGACAUUCUGAAAAUUUUCCUCCUGUGUUACCUGAAGCUAGUCAUGAUUUGAACAAAGCAGAUUUUUCAUUUCAUGGAAUUUCUAGUGUUGGAAGAACGGUUCCUAGCUCCAAAUAUCUCAAGGCAGUGCAACAACUGCUUGAUGAAGUUGUUGAUAUCCGACAAGCUAUGAAAAGACCUGAUACAAGAAGUCACGGAACACAUGAGAACUCUGCGAAGAAUUCUAAGGAGGGUGGUGAGCUCCUGGAAAAUGAACGGCCAUCUACAAAUGCUGUGCCUAAUUCUCAAGCCUCAGCCAGUAACUCCUCUUGUGAGCUUUCACAUGCUGAAAAACAAGAUCUGCAUAAGAAGUUAGCAAAGCUCCUGUCAAUGUUGGAUGAGGUUGACAGUAGGUACAAACAAUAUUACCAGAAGAUGCAGAACGUGGUAUCAUCAUUUGAUGUGGUAGCAGGAUGUGGGGCAGCUAAACCAUACACGGCCCUUGCUCUACAAACCAUUUCAUGCCAUUUUCGGUGUUUGCGUGAUUCAAUCACUGGUCAAAUUCGUGCAACACAAAAGAGCCUUGGGGAGCACGACGCUUCUGAAAGUAAUAAGGGAGUUGGAAUGGCAAGACUAAAGUAUGUGGACCAUCAAGUUCGACAACAGAGGGCUCUUCAGCAGCUUGGUAUGAUGCAGCAUGCAUGGAGACCGCAAAGGGGGCUUCCAGAAAGCUCUGUUUCAAUUCUCCGCUCAUGGCUUUUUGAGCAUUUCCUUCAUCCAUAUCCAAAGGAUUCGGAAAAGACCAUGCUAGCAAGACAGACCGGCUUGACCCGAAGUCAGGUCUCAAAUUGGUUCAUAAAUGCACGUGUGCGUCUAUGGAAGCCUAUGAUUGAGGAUAUGUACAAGCAAGAUGUUUCUGAUGUGGACAUGGACUCAACUUCUUCAUCUGAAAAUGUCUCCAAGGCAACAAGAAGUGAUGUCAAGAUCUCCAAUGACACGGUUGAUGAUUCACAGCACUGUCAAAGUCCAAUGUUAACCGAUACAAAUCAUGGUGGUGGACAAGCUAAGGACCUUGGAUACGAUCAAGUUCUUGAUACAAAAAUCAUGGCUUCCACUGGAUUAACUAGUCAUGAGGUUGAAACCGAACACAGGUCAGGAAAGCUGAUAGAGGAGAAAAGGCCAAAUUUUGAUAAUUGUGGUCUCUUCUCUGAUAACAUGGUGGUUCAAUCUGAUGGAGCUAGUAAUGAAAGGUUUAUGGCAGUUGGUUCAACGUGCCAAAUGUCAGAGUUUGAGAGCUUCAAGUCAGGAAGUGGAGUGUCUCUAACAUUGGGUUUACAGCACUGUGAAGGAGGUAAUUUUUUGGCUGGUGAGAGCCAUCUCAGUUUCGCAGCUGCAGCUUCUGCAGUUGGAGUACAGACAGCAGAACUUGAGCACGUUGGUGCUGGAAACCAGCGUCAGAGGUUCAGUUCACCUCAUAUGUUACAUGAUUUUGUUGUAUGAUGAUAAUCUGUUGAGACCAUUCUGUGAAUGGUAAGUGCUGAUGUUGGGACCAGUUUGCAGACAACUAGUGACAGAAGGAACUCAGUGGUCCCUCAAGGGAUGAUAGAACUGACAAAAAACAGUUGUAUGAUAUCCUGAAAUUUUUUGGGAAGAUCUAUAACUCAUGAUUAAUGUUUAGAAGGAAACAUUAAUAUUAGGCCUAUUUCUGCAAUGAAAAAAAUUAAGAAACACAUGGCAAUAAAAAAGCCUUUUUUUUCCAUUAGGUUGGGUCAGUAACAUGCAUUAUCAGACACCAUGAAUUUUUGUUGUGUAUUAAGAAUAGAAAUAGACCAUUUAUCACUGGUUUGGCUUA
Molecule: messenger RNA, 2899 nt
Organism: Vigna unguiculata (cowpea)
Lineage: Eukaryota; Viridiplantae; Streptophyta; Magnoliopsida; Fabales; Fabaceae
Product: BEL1-like homeodomain protein 6
Biological process (GO): regulation of DNA-templated transcription
Molecular function (GO): DNA binding
Source: RefSeq, a predicted model, not a curated record